UCUCCUCUGUGAGUUUUAUCGUACGGAGUUCCACACAAAAUGCGAGUAGUAACAAGAAUACCUUCGAGGCGAUUGCCCUCUUCCGUACCUCGAGCAAGACACAAUGUCCGCAAUAUCCCGAGACACCGCCCCUAUUCAACCCAUCCCCCAGCGGCCCGUUUGAAUACCCCCACUGACUUCUCCACAACCCCUCUGCUGGCACAUGCCUCCCAAUCUGCUCUGCAAAACACGGAGCUUCCUUCCGAAGUCCGAAAUGGUACCACGAAGCGGAUGAACCUCUUCCAAGCCAUCAAUGAUGCGCUCUCCCUUGCUAUGGCCGCGGAUGAUUCGGUCAUACUGUUCGGCGAAGAUGUGGCAUUUGGAGGGGUCUUCCGAUGUAGUAUGGGGCUAGCAGAGAACUAUGGUUCCGAGAGGGUGUUCAAUACGCCAUUGAGCGAACAAGGGAUUGUGGGGUUUGGCAUUGGGGCCGCCGCAGAAGGCAUGAAGGCGGUUGCGGAAAUACAAUUUGCGGAUUAUAUUUAUCCAGCUUUCGACCAAUUGGUCAAUGAAGCAGCGAAAUUCAGAUACAGAGAUGGUACAGAAGGAAGAAACGUGGGAGGCUUGACUGUGCGAAUGCCGUGUGGUGGUGUUGGUCAUGGUGCAUUAUACCACUCACAAUCUCCCGAAAGUCUGUUUACACAUAUCCCUGGUUUACGAGUUAUCAUGCCUAGAUCUCCCAUCCAAGCAAAAGGUCUGCUCUUGGCUGCAAUUGAGAGCAAUGAUCCAUGCAUUUUCAUGGAACCGAAAGCUCUAUACCGAGCUGCAGUCGAACAGGUCCCAAUCGGCUCAUACACAUUGCCGCUUUCUAAAGCGGAAGUUUUGAAAGAAGGCUCAGAUCUCACUGUUAUAUCCUACGGCCAUCCACUAUACACUUGCAGUGCUGCCAUCGAGAAGGCAGAGAAGGAUAUGGGAAUUAGCAUAGAAUUGAUCGACUUACGGACGGUCUACCCCUGGGACAAGGAGUGUGUUCUCAAGAGCGUCAGGAAGACGGGCCGAUGUUUGGUAGUUCAUGAGAGCAUGGUGAACGCCGGAAUUGGCGCCGAAGUAGCCGCUAGCAUACAAGAGGACAAGGACACCUUUUUGAGACUGGAGGCUCCAGUGUUGAGAGUUGCCGGGUGGGGUGUUCAUAUGGGAUUAAUGUUCGAGCGAUUCAAUAUCCCAGAUGUUGCCAGGGUGUACGAUACCAUAAAGCAAGCUAUAGAAUACUGAAUAUGGUAUUCAUACCAGAGCUUUGAACGGAAAGGAGAAAAUGCAUAUGCAGGCGUUACAGGAAGCUGGUGUUGAGGGGUCCACUUGUAGAUGAGAUGAAUGAUAUAGAGGAGACGAGCAAUAGGCUCAAGCCACUUGGAUGAUUUUGCAACUGCAGUCUAGAUAGCUACAGAAAAUGGAACCUGAGAGCCCCG
Hyaloscypha bicolor E is the source of this 1442-nucleotide messenger RNA. RefSeq lists its product as uncharacterized. The transcript has 3 exons. Lineage: Eukaryota; Fungi; Ascomycota; Leotiomycetes; Helotiales; Hyaloscyphaceae. The record is from RefSeq and is a predicted model, not a curated record. Bases 40 to 1248 code for a protein of 402 amino acids. Gene Ontology annotation, molecular function: catalytic activity. Gene Ontology annotation, biological process: branched-chain amino acid catabolic process; response to nutrient.